UGCCAGUAACGAUUGCUCGCGCAGGACUGAUUCCCUUCUUGGUCUCGUUCCUCAUUGGUUUCUUUAUGCAGGCUUUGCUCAUCUACCUCUUUGUGGAUUUGCUCCAGCGAUGUCGCGUCAUUCAGAUGGAGUCAGUAAAGUCUCUAGAGACGGAACGGAUAUUAAUGCAGAACGUAAGCCCGGUGGAAUCCCCCAUUCCUGACAAUGAGGAGGUAGAAGAGAGAGAGGAUGUAGAAGAUGCAGAUGCAGGUCUGCUGCAGAAAGACAGCACAGUACUGAAGCUUCAGGAAGAACUUCAUCCAAACCUGCAUGUUCUUGGCGUACUCUUCCUGAGCAAACGCAACAGCCAGGCCUUCAGCUUUAUCCUGCUUUUUCAUUUUGUAUCUAUUGGAAUCAGUUAUGUUUUGGCAGGUAGUGAAGCAUACGCUGCACUUUUUCAUACCAGUCACAUCUACGUUAUCCCUGCAUUUACAUGGACGCUCUCGUUGGGUAUUCUCCUGGCCCAGGUCAUCAUCCAGCCAGUCACAUCACUGCUCACUCUUCUCAAAGGCAUUCUUCUGAUUAUCACUGUGGCGGUGACAUUUGUUGUGGGUUCAGAGGUUCACCAGGAGACCAAGAAUGACUUCACCCAAAUCGGAAAACCUUUCCUGAUGGGAACCGUUGCUCUCGGUGGAAUUGUCAACGUGAUGCCAUUCUUAUUUUCUGAGAUUUACCACAACAGAACACAGGUCUUGUGGUUCAGAAGAGCUGUACUGGGAGGACUUGCUACAUGCACAAUCCUAAACAUAUUAUGGUGUUGGGCAGUGGUAGAGAUCGUUCCCCAGAUGGCUUUCGAGCCCGUCCUGGAGGAGAGGCUCUUAAAUACCACCUUGGUCCGGAUGGAGACCACUCAACCGGCACACACAUUUAUCUACUCCAACAUCUCCCUGGAGGAGUCUGAAAAGGCUGGAGAGAUUGCAACAAUACCUCUAACGAAGAUCAUAAAUCAGAGGUACACUCACUUCUCGUGGGUGGCAGAGCUGAUCCAGAUCUUCAUUACCAUCAGUAUAACCGUGUCAUUCCUUGUGAUGGGCUCAGCAAUGAAGCAUACAAUCGACGGCUUGGUAAACAGACAGUGGGAGAGGAAUGCAGGCUCGCUGCUGAGAAUCCAGCCAUGGACUUUACCUCAACUCUUUCACACUGUCAGUAUGAGAAGUGUUUCAGGUGGCUUCUUGUCCUUUCUGGUGUUUGGGAUCAUUUUUAUCGUGUCGAUGUGUGAUCCAAAGGGUUUUGUCAUUAUGCUCGACAAGGUCGUCUCUUUCUCCUUAAACACUGAAGUAGGCUUGUUCAUCUUCCUGAUGCUGAGGGCCUCCAGAUCAGAGCGGUUUAAACAUAUGACGGUUCCCCUGCCAGCGGGUGAAAGCUUCUUCAAGCUCCACUGGCUGCUGCCAGUCUACUUUCUCUUUGCUGUGGCAUACGAUCUAAGCCUGAGCGUGCUGGACAUAUCAAAGAACAUGCACCAUUCCUCACAGACCAACAGGUCUCUUGUGUAAAAGCCUGGGGCUGAAGAGUCCAGAGAUCACAGCGGUCUGCUUGUUGAGUGGAUUGAGAUGUCUGGCCUUUGGCUGAUCAGACUCUUCAGGGAUGGAUAUCUUCAUAUACAAUUGCUUCCUAAAACAAACUGAGCUCACCCACAGCUUAUAGGAAAAGCACAGCACCAUUUUAAAAGUAGCAAAUACCACACUCUUUUUAAUUUGAUGACUACUGACUAGAGCAGUGGAUCUCAAAGUGAAGCAUAACCAGGGGGGGUCUGCGAUUUUUUUAAAAAUAAUGUUACAGUGGCGCACUCACCUUUAUCAAAGCUAUUAUAUGUAUUAUUGAGUCCUUAUAGCUAUUGGCUGGCCACUUGAAUGGGAAAAUCUCAAAAACAACUUGUCAACUUGGACAAAAAUCCUCUUCUGUGAUUCUUACAUUCAGGAAUAAAAAGGCUCCAAUACAUAGCCAGAUUAUCAUUACACAAUUAAAUAACGAGCCUAAUAUCUGAAUAGUUGGAUUAUGUUCAUAAAAUCUUUACUAAUGGGUCUGUGGAAUUUAUUUUAUAGUGAAAGCCAUCCCUGGCAAAAGCUUUGAGAACCCCUGGGCUAGAGCACUUGUUUAAUAUAUGGCUAAUGCAUGCUUUACUUUAAUAUAUGCUUUACCAUAAACACAAAAAAAUCCAGGAAAUCGAAAUUGCAUGUUAAUAAGUCAAAUGUACAUAAUUAUCUGAAACAUGAAAUUAUAAAAAGUAAGAAAUAAAAACAAUAUAAAACAGUAACUAAUGUGUGGUGGCCUGGGAAAACCCUUCACACAGUGAAACUAUGGGCAUUCCACAACUGAAAUAAAUGAAUAACUGAAAUAUUUCUCUUUUGCGUUGCAUUGUAUUGCAACUACAAGUAAAGUUCUAGCAUUUUCAAGUCUGGAUACCCUCAAAAGUGAAAAGAAGAAAAGUGGAUUUUAAAGAUUCCAUUCUGUUAUCCAACAACUUGAUCAAAGCAUCAAUUUCAUCGUGUGAAGAAAUCACACUUAGCUAGUAAGGUUUUAGCCAUUACACAAAUAUAUUUAUAGUUUCUAGUUGAGGUGUCAAAGUUUAUUAUUGACAGAAGAAACCAAUAUUAGUAAAACUUGAUUUUGUGAUUUUUGGUUGUUUGCUAGAGUUCAGCCACAGUGAUAUACGACAGGUUUUCCCAAACUGCCACAGACAUGUAUUCCUAAGUAGAUCCAGAUGAAUUAGUAUACAGUAGUAUAAUUAAUGUCUGCCUAUUAUAACUCAUGCAUCCUGGCUGCAGUUCCAGGUACUACCUAUAGUUAUUAUAUGUAACAUCUAUAACAUUAAAGUAUAAUAUGUUUUAAGAAACCAGCUUAACUGGUUUAAUCAGACCUGCCAAUCCCAAAGAGGAAUAAUGUGUACUACUCAUUAUUAACACAGUAAACAGUAAAAUAAAUAAACAAAUAAAUAACUUUUUUUUUUUUUUUUUUUUUUUUACAAAUCCUUUUACAAAGCCAGCUAAAGAGUUUAUAAUUAUUUUCUAAUGACCAUUACCAUUUCAAUUACUUGUAAUGUGUUAGAUUUGACACCUUUCUAUAAGACUGGCGAAGGGGCUGGACAUGAAGAAGACUGCUCUUUUGGUAUAUUUGUGACUUAUAACUCAACCAUGUAUUUCAAAUGUUAACAUGCAGAACAAAAUGCUUCUACACAAAAUGCGUAAGGGUUGGCAGGUCUGUUUUAUUAAAACCCA
Molecule: messenger RNA, 3254 nt
Organism: Pangasianodon hypophthalmus (striped catfish)
Lineage: Eukaryota; Metazoa; Chordata; Actinopteri; Siluriformes; Pangasiidae
Exons: 16
Coding region: 66-1532 (488 amino acids)
Source: RefSeq, a predicted model, not a curated record